CCCCGGCGCUACCUGUGCGAGCGCCGCGGGGCCGGGCGGGGGCCGGGAGGCGCUCCCAGCAUGGACUUUGACGGUGGGUUUGCGUCUUUGCCGUUCAGGAGCCUGGAGGAGGCGGCGGCGUCGGUGGGACGAGGGCCGGAUCCCGCGGGCACCGCCGGAGGAAGGGGCAGCCCGGCGGCCGGGCACCGUGCGCGGCGGGGCCACGCUUCCAGCAUGCUGCUCGCACGGACACCGCCCCGCCGCGCCGUCUCACUCCAAGGCCUUAAUUGCUAAGGAAAUGCAUUGGUUCAUUAUUACCCACCUAGAAAACAGGCUUCCAUCAAUGAGUUCCAGACGUGAAGCUGUCUGUGCUCUCCUGGGGACAAGGGGACAACCUGUUAGAAGCAGACGUGGUUCUGAUUUCCUCGGAAGAAGCACAAAAGGAGAUGUUCUGUUCUUUGAAAAUAACUGGAGCCACUGGCAAGAAGCAGCGACACUGCAUCGAACGAGGGAACCGCUUCCAGCUGAUCAAAACAUGCUGCUGAACUGACUUUUGCAGCUGCAUUUUCCAAUGUACCAUGGGAUGCAUCAAAUCCAAGGUUGCCUUCCAAGGUUCCAACGCUGUCCAGGAUGAGAGGAUCGGGGGAGGCGGCGAGGGGUGCACUGGGGAGAAGUCGUCGCUGCUGGCGGUGCAGGCGGAGGACAGGGGCCCCUCGAGCACCAUCGUGCUGGACUACGCGCACCGGCUGUCGCGCGAGAUCCUGGAGCAGGCGGUCAAGCAGUGGGCGGUGACCGAGAGCAAGUACAGCGACAUCCCCUUCAUCGAGAGCGACGUGCCCUGAGCCCUCCUGCCAGCGCAGAGCCUCGCCGUGGGGAGGUGUCUGCAGGGAGAGCCUGAGAAAGUCUGCCUUUUAGUGCAGAUUGCUAACAAACUAACUGGAUCGCAGUAGAACCUGUUCGUCAAGUGUCAUGCGUUGUCAGCCAUGUGUUGAGUCUACUCUGUCUUUGUACGUGCUGGAUGUGAGCAGAAAUCAGCGUUAAAAGGAGGAUGAGAAGACUGUGGCAGCCCUGCACCUCUACAAGCACUGCCACAGAGGACAAAAGGUGCAUUAUUUCUGUGUUCUGCAUAAAAGAUCAGAGGUCUGUCUGUAGGUGAGAUGAACUCUGUGCUUGGUGAAUUUGUCUGCAUUUCGCUGAAGUGAAAUCAAGGUCUGCAUGUAGCAAAGGUUACUGCUGUCAUAAAUUUUACUUUUGAUUCUGUGACCUAACUAAAUCUGUAAAAUCACAAAAUGAAGGUGAUGGGAGGCACUUUGUAAACCCCGGUAGUAUUCAGGGAGCCAUUUGGAUGAUGAUGCUCUUCACCUUCCAUUGAAGUGAACCAGUGAGAAACGUGCCAGUGUCGAUAAGCAGUGCAUUAUCAUUAACAGAUGCUUCUGUAAAUGCAUGAGAGCUUGUCUCUAAAACCCUGCAGUAAGAUAGGUUAAUGACAUCUGGUUGCUGUGUUCAGACCGAAGCUCUUUGUUUUUCUGGUUUUGUUUGGGGUUUUUUUGUGUUAGGGUGCUGGUUUGAGAGGAUUUGGUUUUGUUGUUUUACUGUAACCCAGAGAGAUGUGCAAAAACUACUGAUGAACUAGUGAAAGGAACCUUCAAAGGUGUGGCAGUGCUUCAGGACAGUUUGUUUCAUGGGAGCUGUGGCUGCAUUACACUGAAAUUCCUCUCUGAAGUACCACUCUUGGGACAGGACAUCUUCUUUCAGCUUCUGUAGGCUGCUGGAAAAACUUUUCCCCACUGGAAAAGCUGUUCAUGGCAAUGCCAGCAGGAGCCACAGGAGCCCAAUCCCUGAGCAGUGCCCUGAAUGCAGAGUUAGGGACUAAGCCUUAGGCCCAAAGCUCAAGGGCUGCAUUUCUGCCCCAGUGCAUCCACACGCUGCUCCCUGCUUGCCCAGGAUCCACGGCCUGACCCACUGCACUCACAGCUCCUGUUUGACAGAUCAGAACACCCAUGGAUUGUUUUCAUUCAUCCCAAAGGUACAAUGUUGCUGAUGUUUUAUACGAAGUGAAGCCUUCUAACAGCUUGGCUUUUACCACCUGUUUGUUUCUUUCUCUGUGACGCCCAGUUUAAAAGACAAAGUUCUUUUUCCUAGAUCAGAAUGCUUUCCAUUUUGUUUUCAUUUUAUAGAGAAAUGCUUUCCAUACUGGCUAAAGCUGUUACUAUUUUUAAAAGGUACACAUAGUUCUAGUAAAUGAUCCAAAGCAUGAUUUUUCAAGCAAUGGGAAGCAAGCAGAAAGAGGACCAUGUCAAAUGCUGUAGACAGUCUAUGAAUUGAGCUGUUUUCCAAAUGCUGUGACACAAACUUAGGUAUUUGAAAUUUACCUAUAUGGGGAAGGGGUUUUAUCUGGAAUGAAGGGUGGAAAAUGCUUCUCUGUGACACAGCACAAGGCUGCCAUUAAAUCCCAGUGACCAGACUGGAUUCCCAGUGACUUGCUAUUAGGGCUGUUCUCAGGCUUUUGCUGGAAAAGGGAACAAAAUCAGCUUAUGCUGUAAUAUCGUCCUCUUUGAAGUUACACAGCUGUCUUCAAAGCCAUUUGCAAAGUGGGACUAAGGUUUUAUGGUUCACUUAAAUUCUCCUCCUAACAGUGAUGUUCCUUCCAGUUCUACAGCAUAUAGAACAUUUGAUCAUACUCUGUUUGCUCUAAAAUACCUCCAUGUAUUAGUAUGAGUUAGAAAGCAAAGCCAAAACACUGAUCAAGUCAGUACAUAUCAAAUGGAUAUUGCUUAAGCACAGUAUUAAAAAAUAUUCAUAUUCUUAUUUUAGCUAAAAUAAAGCUUUAUUACAAAAAAGAAAAAAAAGGGCCAACCUUUCUAACAUGAGUGUGGGCUUGAGGAUGUGAACACUGCUAACGACAGUAAUGAAAAAUAAAAAGCCAAAGCUCCACAGCCAUUGUUGGCCAGGCAGGUGAGGAGCAGGCAGAAAACUGCACUCACUGUCAGAGCACCUUGAGGUGCUUCUGCCCUGGCCCUUGUACAAGGCUCCCUGGAGGCUGCCAUGGGCAGUGAGGUGCUGCAGUGCUUCCUGUUGCCACGUCUCAAAUCCUUCCUCUGGAUGUAGCCUUAGCACCUGACACUCUUCAGGAAUAUCGGAUGCCCUUUUGAAAGUAGCUCCCUGCUGGCAGGCUGCCUGCAGCAGGCAGAGCUAUAGCACAGCCUGAGGUUCCACCCCAGCAUCCCUUGUGAUCAGCACUGGCAUUUCCCCAGAGGAGGGGUCACCCAGGCACCCCAAACGUGCCCCAAGGACUGCUCCCCUGUGGCUGCCCUGCCUGCCCCACAGCUGCCCACGGGCUGACAGCACCAGCUGCUUGCUGGCCCGACCGGUCCCUCACCUGCAGCCGCCAGCCUCGGCCCUCGCCGGUGCCUGAAGAUUACAGCAGCUCCAGAGUGGCCCCAAGUGCAAUUCCAGCUCCUUUAGGAUGUUUUCCAUGACACUGGCACUUCAGGGAAGGCACGCAGCAAAUGGAAAGCAAACAACAGGGAGACGGCUUCUCACCAGGAAAAUCAUCUCUUUUACAGGAUGCUGUCCUUAUAAAUAAUGCACUUACCCUUAAUAGAAAAUAAAUCUGUUCAGUGCUACAGUCUGGUAAGAGAUGGACGGAGAUCUCUCUCCAGAGCUCUGCUGUACAUUAACAGGCACAACACUAAUACAUUGUAAAAAUCAAGACUUCUUCACCUAAAUAAAUUUAUGCUAAGCUGUGCUAGAGUUUUACAGAACCACUGACAGUGGGUUUCCAGCUAAGUUACCACUGAUUCUUUGACUUCAUUUUGUGUAAUAAAGGCACUCCAGUUUGGGACUGGCAUACUCUGCGAAACUGUUUACUUCUAUUUAGGAGUUAAAAAUACAUUUGCUUUAUAUUUUCUCCAGGAAACAAGAUUAAUCUGAGUGGGUAUGAUGUGACUGACUUGAUAUUCUAAUAAUGGUUCAAAAUACAUUAACUGCAGCACAACUUGUAAAGUUGACGUUUCUUGACUAAGGCACAUCAGUAUUCCCAAAUAAAACACACUACAAUAUAUUUUUACAAUAUUUUUUGUGGAAAAUAUUUUCUUGUGGACCAAAUAAAAUUCAACUUACCAUCUGCUUGUAUGCCUUUUAUUUGAAAAAAACCACAAGAUUGCAAAGACUGGACAGGAUCUUGUUACCUUGAGCUUGAGAUAAUUCCUGUUCACAUAAAUUCUGGAAGCAACUGAACAUGUGAGUCAAAGUUUAUUAAUUCAAAAGUAUGUUCUUCCUAAGAUCUUGUACAAUCACAGGAGCCAUGAUCCCUACUCCCUGGGAAUUACUGUGUUUUUCAUUUAAUAGAGUUGGCUAAAGACUGCUCCUUUUAUACAAAAAUAAUGGAAUUAGUAAGAUAACUCAUCUUCAAAAAAUAAAAUUUAAGAUACCAAUUGUUUAUGGAUGUAAAACAUAUAAAAAUUUUAAAUAAUACAAGGGGAAGUUUGCACUUCUUAUGGGACUAGUUUGAGCUAGAAAGUCACGUGACACUUUCAGAAUUACCCUAGAGGUUUUCAUGAAAUCUCAAUUACUUUUGGAACUAAACUCAAGGACAGUCCCAUAACAAGUAUGUCCAUGGUAACAUAAACUCACAGCUGAAA
Messenger RNA from Pyrgilauda ruficollis (rufous-necked snowfinch), 4622 nucleotides. RefSeq names its product chromosome unknown C2orf88 homolog (gene AKAP19). The coding region runs from base 558 to 821 and encodes 87 amino acids. The record is from RefSeq and is a predicted model, not a curated record. The transcript has 4 exons. Gene Ontology annotation, molecular function: protein kinase A regulatory subunit binding. Lineage: Eukaryota; Metazoa; Chordata; Aves; Passeriformes; Passeridae.